CACUAUGCAUCUCUCCGGUGUUCUCUUGCUCGCAUUGUGUGAUUUGUUUAUUUUCUGAUAAGUAGCCAAACCAGCUUCAAGUUUUAUCGAAUGAAUAGCAAACGUAUCAGUGCUACUCAGCGCGAUCCUCAUUCAAACGAUAAUUCCAAGAAAAUAUUCAUCAAUCGUAAGGGAUACGAAUAUGGAGACAGAUGAGCAGUCAAAAUAUCGUAAAAUUUUACAUAUUUUGUUUUUCGUUCUAAUUACUUGGGCACUUGUUACAACUUGUGAGCUUUCUGCACGCUAUUUGAAGCCCACUUUCCGAACGGAACUAGCGUAUCCAGUAGAACCGAUACUCGAGGAACCGGCAGUCGAGAAGCCGCCGCGCAAUGAUUCAAUUUUCUAUAGUCCAAUGGUGGAGUUUAAAAAUCGAAUAAAAGAACUCGAAUUAGAGGCUAGUGAGAAGAAGAAGCGACGGAGGUAUCGCGCGGGCCCAUCGAUCCUUUAUGAAGUGAAUGUGCAAAGUAAUGAAUUGCAGGAUGUGAGCUAUAUGUAAAACAUAUUAAACUAACUAAUUGGUACCUACUGACAGUGGGUGGGUCCAAAAUUUCGCUGGUUUGGCAAUUCUACCGAACCAAGAAAACAAUUGCAAAGGUGUUUUUCUAUAGAUGAGGAGAAUUUUUAUGAUUUAAAAAUUGGUUGAAAAUUACGACCAAAAUCGUCGCACAAAAUCGAAUAUCUCGAAAAGGAGAAGAGAUAGUGAAACAAUUUAAUGGUGUUUUAAAGCUUUUGAGACGGAAAAUUCAGGAAAAAUAAUUUCGUUGGAUAAAGAAAUUGUCUUCACCUUUAAAAUGACCUCCAAAAAUAUAAGGUUUUCAAUUCUUUUCCUU
This is a messenger RNA of Rhagoletis zephyria (snowberry fruit fly), 869 nucleotides long. RefSeq lists its product as uncharacterized. Lineage: Eukaryota; Metazoa; Arthropoda; Insecta; Diptera; Tephritidae. The record is from RefSeq and is a predicted model, not a curated record.